Molecule: messenger RNA, 2247 nt
Organism: Colletotrichum higginsianum IMI 349063
Lineage: Eukaryota; Fungi; Ascomycota; Sordariomycetes; Glomerellales; Glomerellaceae
Exons: 2
Coding region: 1-2247 (748 amino acids)
Source: RefSeq, a predicted model, not a curated record
AUGGCGACUCUGCCGCCCAACUCUCUGCUCGCCCGGUCCCGGCAGACGCGCUCGGCAACCAUCACGAAAUCGUCGAACGGUCCUAUCACGCCCUUGAUAACCUCGAGUCCCAUCUCGACCACGCACGUAUCACUUUUUCUCACCAACCUGCGCCUCCUCGAUUUCCCCUCGUAUCCCGACUGGCCGGACUUUGAUGCGCAGACAUUCUCCGUACAAAAGAAGCGCAUCCACUGCGUGGAAUGGACUCUCUACCAGCUCUUUGUCCUCUGGGACCCCGAAGAGGCGCGGAAUAAGCUCCAACCCUUUUUCCCGCCCCGGGACCAUGUUCAAUCACUAAACUUGCGAACCGCCCUCCUGCGAAGCCUCGACCAGGCAAAGAAAAACGGCGUCCUCGGACGGGAUGCCGUCGUUCGCAAGACCAUGCUGGACGAGUGCAAGGGGGAACGGCUGGAGGAGGUUCUCGCCGUCUUUUCGUCCGCCGUCCUGAAGAAGAUCGUCGCCCAAGUCUCGGAAGCCGAGUGCGAGUAUCCUGCCAUCGCCCAGCAGCUGGCACUGGAGAACCGUGGAUACAGCGCAGAGCGGACAGAGCUUGUGGCACUUGCUCUCGCCCACCGAGCUUCCAUCACCAACGCGAUGCGACGAAAGGACGAAGCAAGGAAGCAAUACCACGACCUGGCCGAAAUGCUCGACCUGAAAGAGAGUGGCAUCGCCCGGAGAAGCGAAGAGAUCAAGACUACCAGAAGAGUCUCAAAGGGUCGGGACGUCCCAGACGACCUAAAGUUGGAUACUUGGCGGACUGUGCGAAAUAAUUGGGCCGGGAACGAGCAAUGGAUGGAGACCCUCUUCUACGGCGACUCGAAUGCGCGAAAGGAUGGCUUGUUGUCGGCACCGUUUGACAGAGUCUGGAGACGCUUGCAGUCUGGCAGACUUUCCGAACUGGAAGACCAUGGCAAAGGCCUUUUAGAGCAACUGGACGGCCGAGUUAAGACCCAGAGAGAGAGACUGGCACGUUGGCAAGACUUCCAGGCCAGCAUGUUUGGCGACAGGCGCAAGGCCGCCACAACUCACGGUUCACUGCCGAAAACGGCAAAACGGGGCAUCGACCUUGGAUUUGACGUUCACGAGAACCUUCAUAUGGGGCGGCUGAGUCCGAGGAAGCAGCUUGCCAAAAAGACCCAGCCCCUCACCGAGGACUAUGUAAGAAUCCUGCACGAUUGCAAUGCAGAACUGGCCCAAGUAAGCUCGGCACCCAUGAUCAAUCUCUCGGAAAUGCUGGGGCCACGAACGCGCCAGCCCGAAAAACCCGAAAUCGACGGAGGCGCAAGGGAGAGCAUCGGAGAAGAGACUGUCUCGGAGCUCAGCGAGUUGGAAGACGACAUUCAGGGCCUACACACCGGACUGCGGCGUCUUUCGCUGCACGACGAUGCGCCCCAACUUGGCAGACACAACGGCCGCCCAUCUCUCACGCUCUCCAACAAUACUCGAAGGCCAGCAGACCGAACCCCUUCCUUACACAGCCCACCCCUCUUACCCCCUGAUGUACCCGCCGAGCUUUCCAUACCCCCGCCAACUCCUCCUCUGCCCGAGGAAGAGGAAGUCACCGAAAAGCUGCCUAAUCGUCUGCCCAGCCCAUCUCCACCAGAAAGAGAAAGAGGGGAUUUCACCGCCACGUUUGGGAGGGAUGACAGCUCGCCAGAACCGCCCAAGUCUCCUACACAGGAGCUGGCAGACCAGAUAUUGGACGAUAUCGAUAACGCGUCGCCGUCACCCAUCAAACGAUCUAAGCCUCGUCAUACUUUGUCCCUUGCCGAGCGGACGCGGCUCUCCAUGGCUAGGUCCUCGCGUAGCGUCAGGUACGAGGCAGACGAUGAUGACGACGAUGAUACCCCGGGGCUGAAGCCUUCCAUGGGCAGCGUCAACCAGAAAAUGGAGGACCUUACGAUCAACAUUAUCGACGAAGACGACCUGGUGUCUCGUACACGAAAGAGCAUGGCGGGCUUCGAAGCCGCUCGGCAGAAAGCCCAACUGGAUAGGCAGAGGUCGUUAAAGAAGUCCAGGACGCGGGCGCGCACAGAAACCCAAGUCCCCGUCGUCGAAGAGGAGGAAGCAACGCUUCAGCUAGACCCGGAUGCAUCCAUCCUUGCUGAGGAGCUGAUGACGGUGGAAGACAUGGAGGCGGUCUUCAGAAGUCGGCCGAGGAUUAAGACAAGCCCGGCACCUUCUCCCUCGAGGAAGCCACUCAAUUAG